AUGCCCAAACCUAGUGCCUGCAUCCUCCUCCUCCUCCUAUUCCUCCUCCCCGUGGUCUCCCCCAACUGCCAGACGGGCACGGCUGCUGCAUGCAUGAAUGCAGCCUUCGUGCCCGGGCACAACCUGGUGGGUCAGGGGAUUGAUGUGACCACACUGGGCCGGACGGAGGCCCAGAUGGUGGACACUAGCCAGUGGCGCGGCCCGAAUGGCACCUGCACCCUGUGCCGGAACCCACUGCAGGGAGGGCAGUGGCAGAGGUUGCCCCUGGCCGCGGUGGACUGGAGGGUCCACAGUUUGUGCCAACGAAAGCUCAGCAGCUCGGUGCAGCAGUCGGCGAUGGGCAUGAUGGAGUCAGCGGCGUCCGUGGUGCAGAACGACUGGAAGGUGGGGCUGAAAGUGCCCGUGGUGCCCAAGGUUAAUGUCCAGGUGGGGCUGGCCGGCUCACGCUCCAAACUGGCCGAAUUCGUCACGCAGAAGUCACGGAAGGACAAAUACGCCUUUGUAAGCCAAGAGGUUUCCUGCCCAUAUUACAGGUUCGGGAUCAGCGGAAAACCUCCUCUCACUGGUCAUUUCAUCCUGGCGGUGAAGAACCUUCCCAGCCUGUACAACAAGGCCUCCAAGCUGGAAUACCAUCAUCUGAUUCACACCUACGGCACCCACUAUAUGACCCAGGCGUCCCUGGGGGGCCGGGUGCGGGACGUGACUGCAGUGCAGGUCUGCCAGGCGGCGCUGGAUGGGCUGACCAUCAACGAGAUCAAGGACUGUCUGAGCAUGGAGGUGACCAUGAAUAUUGGGGUGGGCUCAGACCAGUCCAGCUUCAGCAGCUGCAAGGAGAAUAAGAGGGUGAAAUUCCAACAGAGCUUCCACGAGAUGUACCGGGAGCACCACGUGGAGGAGGAGGGAGGGCAAAACACGGACAACCUGCUCUUCUCCAAAAAUUACGCUGGGGUCUUCUCAGACUGGGUAAAAACCCUGAAGUCCCUCCCUGGCCUUCUCACCUACUCCUUGAGGCCAAUCCACACCUUGUUGGGGCUGGACGACCCCAAGCGGGAGGCACUUGGGCAGGCCGUGAGCGAGUACAUCCGUGAGAGGGCCCUGUGGAUGGAUUGCACCAAGAGCUGCCCAGCGGGGACCCAACGCAGCGCCCUCGACCCCUGCUCCUGCGUCUGCCCCGGGGACAGCUCCACCAACACCAUGUGCUGCUCGCGGGAGUGGGGCCUGGCGAGUCUGACGGUGACUGUGGUGCGGGCCAGUGAUCUGCGGGGUGACACUCUCACAGCUACGGAUGCCUACGUCAAGGUCUUCUUUGACAGGAGAGAGAACCAGACUGACACCAUCUGGAACCAAAAAAGCCCUGUCUGGAACAGACACAUGGACUUUGGCUCUGUCCGUGUCACUGACACCAGCCAGCUCCGUGUCGAGGUCUGGGACAAAGACAAUGGCUGGGAUGAUGACUUGCUGGGGGCCUGCAACAUCCCACUGAAGUCUGGGGGGCCCCGUCACAGGGAGUGCUACCUGAAACACGGCCGCAUCUGGUUCCACUACAGUCUGCGCUGUGGGCCCAACCUUCGGGGCCAGAUCUGUUCUGAGUAUGUUCCCCAGCCCCCCCGGCACAGCAUAGCCAAGGGGAAGGAGCCCUUCUGGUGA
Messenger RNA from Emys orbicularis (European pond turtle), 1647 nucleotides. Its product is annotated as perforin-1-like. The record is from RefSeq and is a predicted model, not a curated record. Bases 1 to 1647 code for a protein of 548 amino acids. Gene Ontology annotation, cellular component: membrane attack complex; membrane. Gene Ontology annotation, molecular function: wide pore channel activity. Lineage: Eukaryota; Metazoa; Chordata; Testudines; Emydidae. Gene Ontology annotation, biological process: immunological synapse formation; T cell mediated cytotoxicity; defense response to virus. The transcript is spliced from 2 exons.